This is a messenger RNA of Apis cerana (Asiatic honeybee), 800 nucleotides long. RefSeq names its product Sarcoplasmic calcium-binding protein 1 (gene Scp1). Gene Ontology annotation, molecular function: calcium ion binding. The record is from RefSeq and is a predicted model, not a curated record. Lineage: Eukaryota; Metazoa; Arthropoda; Insecta; Hymenoptera; Apidae.
AAAAAAAAAACAAUUACGAUUAGAAAAAAGAAAAAAGAUCGUGAAAGAAAAGAAACAGGAUUGAUACUAACUGAAAGACUGUUGUUGGAGAAUGGCGUACAGCUGGGAUAAUCGAGUAGAUUUCAUUGUAAGAUUUCUUUACGACACAGAUAACAAUGGCAUAUUGGAAAAACACGAUUUUGAGUGCAUGGCUCUUAAGAUGACUCUGAUCGAGGGAAAAGGAGAAUUUAGUUACAAUCGAUAUCAAGAGAAUUUACACAUCAUGCUUUCGUUGUGGGAAGAAAUCGCCGAGCUCGCCGAUUUCAACAAAGAUGACAUUGUAACUAUCGAAGAGUUCAAGGAAGCGGUACAGAGAAGUUGUGUCGGACGAGAAUAUCAAGAUUUUCCACAAGCAAUGAAAAUGUUUAUCGAUAGUCAUUUUAAGAUAGUAGAUUUGAAUGACGACGGUGUAAUUGCUGCCGAUGAAUUUCGUUACAAUUGUGUAACAAGAAUUCCUGUGGAUAACGUAAAUAUUUUGGAUGAGGCUUAUCAAAAUCUUCUUAAUGACGACGACCGGAGACGUGGAGGAUUAACUUUAUCGCGUUAUCAAGAACUUUACGCUCAAUUUCUUGGUAAUCCGGAUGAAAAUUGUCCAGCAGUUCAUUUGUUUGGUCCUCUACAUGCAAUGGGUUAACAUUGAUAUUACAUGAUAUAAUUCUUAUAUGCACAUAAAAAAGACAAUCCAGUUGUAUUUAAUACAUAUAAUUGUUAUUUAAUUUAUGUAAGAUGACUCGUAUAAUAAAUUCUCUAUUUUAUUGUAA